AUGGUGUGGCGGGAGACGUCCUCAGCAUGCUGGCAGUUAGGAACUGGAUGGCGUCAGUUAAAGGAGGCCAAGACCUGUAAUCCUUGAAUGGUUGGAACAAAUACAUUAUUUUACUGGUAUAUAAAAUCUCUGGUGAGGAAAAUUUUCCACCAAGUAAAAUACAUUAAAUUGAUGGAGGUGAUAGGGGCAAUCCACAACUCAGGCUCAGUAUCCAGGGCGCCUUUUAAUCAGCCCAGUAUAGUCAGUAUUUAUUCAGCCUUCGGGCAACAUUGUACAGUCAGUAUUCAGUGUCAUUUGCCAGUCUUUACAGUCAAUAUGUCAUUUUCUAUCCAGUCCCAUCAGAUCACAGCUCUGGUUUUCAUCAACCAGAGGAUUGUUAGGAGAGUGUUGAAAAAAAUGACUAUCAUAGUUGAUCAACUGAGUAUAUUAGUUUAUCUAUUUUUCAAUAUCAAUAAACAGUAG
This is a messenger RNA of Nezara viridula (southern green stink bug), 462 nucleotides long. The record is from the annotation of a GenBank genome assembly. NCBI's taxonomy places the organism in Eukaryota, Metazoa, Arthropoda, Insecta, Hemiptera, Pentatomidae.